Impatiens glandulifera is the source of this 707-nucleotide messenger RNA. Its product is annotated as gibberellin-regulated protein 14. The coding region runs from base 26 to 565 and encodes 179 amino acids. The record is from RefSeq and is a predicted model, not a curated record. The transcript has 2 exons. NCBI's taxonomy places the organism in Eukaryota, Viridiplantae, Streptophyta, Magnoliopsida, Ericales, Balsaminaceae.
AUUAUUCUCACCUCAAUCCAAAAACAUGUCUAAUUUCAUCUCUCUCUUCCUUCUCUUAUCCUCCUCCUCUUUCUUUACACUUAUUUCCGCCUCCGCCAUAGCUACGCCGCCACCAUUUACUGUUUCACCACCACUUCUUCCGCCGCCAACCGUCAAACCACCACUUGUUCCACCGCCAACCGUCAAGCCACCACUUGUUCCACCGCCAACCGUCAAGCCACCACUUGUUCCACCGCCAAGUACAGUCAAACCACCCACUCCUCCACCGCUUACAAAUCCACCGCCUCCAACUCCCCCUUCACCCAUUACAAAACCUCCCGUUGCCCCUUUACCACCGACCACCCCUGCACCCUGGAAACCACCUCCGGUUGCCGCCAAAGAUUGCGUCCCCCUUUGUGGAGGAAGAUGUAGUUUGCAUUCAAGAUUGAAUAUUUGCAUGAGAACAUGCGUCACGUGCUGUUACCGUUGCAAAUGUGUGCCGCCGGGAACCUACGGGAAUAGGGAGAAGUGCGGUAAAUGUUACACCGACAUGACAACCAAAGGCGGUCGCUCUAAAUGUCCUUAGAGAUCUCAUCGGCUUGGCUCGGCUUAUUUAAUAUUAAUUAAAUAGUACUGCCGCCACUAGUAUUAUAUAUUUUCAAUACUUGUCUACGGUCUUGUAUUGCACCUUUUUCAAUGACGACUUAAUUAAUUACUUUAUGUUUAAU